Molecule: messenger RNA, 1583 nt
Organism: Ricinus communis (castor bean)
Lineage: Eukaryota; Viridiplantae; Streptophyta; Magnoliopsida; Malpighiales; Euphorbiaceae
Exons: 1
Coding region: 350-1255 (301 amino acids)
Source: RefSeq, a predicted model, not a curated record
ACCCUUUUUAUUUUGCGAUACAGGGUGUCUUUAUUCAUUUAUUUAUUUUUCUUUAUGUUAUUUGACCCUCUCUCUCUCCAUUAGAUUUGGACUCUCUCUCAAAUUUAAUAGACGCACCAAACAUCCCCACUUAUACUCCAAUGCCCAAAUGCUCACUUUUCUUUCUGGGGUUGAAUUAUAAUAUAAUUGCUUUCUCUCAUUCUCAACACUAGGAAAGAAAGAAAGAAAGAAAGAAGAAGAAGAAAAAGAAGACAAAGGCUUUCCCAUUGAUAUCCUCAUCAAUCAGAUCCCAUCCCAUCCUAUCAUGACCUGCACAUGAGAGAGAGAAAGAUCACGCAAAAUAUAGUAAAUGAGGUGCAAGAAGCAUCCCUCCGAUCUUACCAGCACUGUAGGUGUCUGCGCCUCAUGUCUCUCCGAACGCCUUCUUUCACUCAUGGCCGCUCAGGCUCAAGCUGACGCUCAAUUAGCUCGCGCUAACUCACGCUCCGCCAUUAUUGACAGCCGCAAUUCCGACGCCCAACCACCACCUCCUCCUCUUAUAUUCCCUCGCUCCGUUUCCCCUUAUGUUGCUCCCCGCCACAAAUCACACCAUCUCCGCUUCUACAGUACUCCUCAGGUGGGCCCCACUUUCAACAACAACAACGACAACAACAAUUUCGUUUCCUUUAAAAAGAAAAAGCACGCCAGAUUCUCGCUUUUAUCAAAUCUGUUCAGGUCUAGAUCCGAGAAAUUUAAUCCGGAUCCGGAUCCCUGUGCAAAUUCAUAUUCUACUUCGCCUUCCUGGUUCUCUACAGUCUUUUCUUCUACACGCAGUACUAAAAAGCAAUCUGCCGCUGAAUAUUCAGGCGCCGUUCCUGUACCCUGUCGCGGUCGUCGGAAGACGAUGAUAGAUCGAGGAAUGUCGCCAGAUACGGAGGAGGAUUGCGAUCGGUCUCCCCCAUCCGGCAGUGGAUCCUCGUCGGAGUCAACAUCGUCUCACUGGUGGAAGAGGACACCGGUAGCAGCAGUGAGGCGAGCCAAGACUGGACACGUGUCGUCCUCCUCCUCCGGGUUAGCUUUUUGUUUGAGUCCUCUGGUGAGGGCUAGCCCUAACCGGCACUGGAACCAGAAAGGCGGCGGCGGUUUGGCAGCCGACAUACGGUUUUCCGGUGAGGUUAGGGUUCCUGCGAAGCCUCAUUUGUCGACGGCUGCGUCAUUUUGCGCCAACCGGUCAAGGAAGCUUUGCGAUUUAGGAAGAAUCAAGCACAACUGCUGAUAACGAACGGAUAGUCGUUGACAUUUGACCACCGGGGUUAUAUUUCCAGAGCACGGUUUUGCCCCUUCUCUUUUAUGGUUUUUACAUAUUUCAAUUUUUUUUUUCUUUAAUUUUCUUCCAAGUGUUUGUUAAGCUAGAAUUAUAACUGGAGGAAGGAAUGGGAAAAAAAAAAAAAAAAGGAAAAGUAAAAACAAAUUGGGAAAAAACAGUGAAGUCAAAGUUGUGUUGUGUAUCUGUGUACAUUGAUUUAGUGAUACUUUUUCAUUGUAAAAUUUGUGUAUUAUUUACAUUUAAUAUAAAUGGGAAUUAUAAUGAAAUCACAUUAGUA